Messenger RNA from Bipolaris maydis ATCC 48331, 1194 nucleotides. Its product is annotated as Ctr copper transporter. Gene Ontology annotation, molecular function: copper ion transmembrane transporter activity. Gene Ontology annotation, biological process: copper ion transmembrane transport. The record is from RefSeq and is a predicted model, not a curated record. Gene Ontology annotation, cellular component: plasma membrane. NCBI's taxonomy places the organism in Eukaryota, Fungi, Ascomycota, Dothideomycetes, Pleosporales, Pleosporaceae.
AUCCUGACCCCUCGGCCGCUGGGCGCAUCCGGGAAAUACGCUCACCUGCCCCGACACUUCACGCAUCAGCCCAGGCUCGCCAUCCUCUUGACUGUCGCAAGAUCCUUCUCAUAUUUCUCUCAGCUGUCGACACAAGACCAACGCCUCGACGCCUCAGGCUUAUGCGUCUAUGCUAACUCUUCUACCCGUGUAUCAUCCAAGAUCAGAACCAGCCAGGGUGUAACCCCACAAGUAACCAAAGGAACCUUUAAGCGACCGCCUGCCCGAGUAUUGGUGUAGCAGUCUGGAACUCGGAACCUUAUUAUCAACACCUGUCUUUCCCGCGCAACGAAAUCAAUAGCUUCUGUGAAGCCUCGCCACUGCCAGUCUUCCUCUCGACAGUCUAUUUCAUCACUUUUGCAUAAUGGUUGCACACGGAGGCCACGAUGAAAUGGCCAUGGGGUCAUCGGAGGGAAUGCAUGCGAGCGAAACAUCUGGCCAUGGGGGCAUGGCAAUGGCCUUCUUCACAGCAACCAACACUUCACUCUACUCCAAAUCAUGGACUCCAUCAUCAGCUGGCCAAUAUGCUGGAACGUGCAUCUUCCUCAUCCUCCUCGCUGUUCUCCUCCGCGCCAUCUUCACAGCCAAGGCCUUUCUUGAAAUCAAAGCAGUAAAGAACGCCCUGCAGCGCCGCUACGUUGUCGUAGCUGGCGAGAAAACGGUCCUCGACGACGAUGCCAACUCGACGCAUGGUAUCCUUACGACCAACGGCGUUCAGGAGAAUGUCCGUGUUGUGUCUGCACCAGUAUCUCACAUCCAACCCUGGAGAUUUGGCGUCGAUCUUCCACGGGCCUUUCUGAUGACGGUUGCGGCGGGUGUUGGAUACCUCCUCAUGUUGGCAGUCAUGACCUUCAAUGUCGGAUACUUUCUGUCUGUUCUAGCGGGCACGUUUGUCGGUGAACUUGCUUUCGGCAGAUUCAAUCAGGCCGCACCGCAUUAAUGGCCGCUGGGGCUCUGCUUUGACUUUGUAUCCGUGUCGUGUCGGAGUCUAAUGUUGUGGAUUCUCUCGUAAUACCUGCCCCUUAGAUGAUUCGUUACCCAAUUAGAUAUAUUCCACAAACGAUACUUCGCAUUCAGCCAGGUCCGAUCUCGGUCAUUUGCAACCAGUGUAUCGGCGGACUUUACUUGUCUUGACUAUAAAGCUUAUUUCUCCUU